AUGCAAGUACAUAAGGGAACAUUUCUUCCAUUGGUAGUCCGACCAACCGUAGAUCAAGUGGCCCUAUGGUCAACGUGGUUGACUGUCCUUUGUUCUUUGAAGAUGUUUCAAGCUUUAGCCCGAGACAGACUUGAACGCUUGAAUGCAUCUCCUUCUGCAACUCCCUGGACUUACUUUCGUGUAUAUUCUGUCUUAUUGUUGGUUCUAUCUGUCGACUUGCUCUGGAUUAGGCUGUGUCUGACGAUAUACAGAGCAAUAAGUUCAUCUAUGGUUUUAUUGUUAUUCUUUGAGCCUCUUAGUAUUGCUUUUGAGACACUACAGGCCAUUGUGGUUCAUGGAUUUCAGAUGCUUGAUAUGUGGCUCCAUCACUCAGCAGGAAAUAGCUCAAAUUUCCGAUUAUCCAAGCUCUUUGAUAUAUCAUCAACAGGUUCAUUGUGUGAAUGGAAAGGCAUUAUUAUUCGGAACUUGGGUUUUUCCCUGGACAUGAUGACGUUGUUGAUGGCUCUUGCUCAUUAUGUGCAUAUUUGGUGGCUUCAUGGCAUGGCACUGAACCUUGCGGAUGCAGUGCUUCUCCUAAAUAUACGAGCAUUGUUAAGUGCCAUCAUGAAGCGUGUUAAAGGAUUCAUCAAAUUGAGGAUAGCUUUGGGCACCCUUCACGGGGCACUUCCCGAUGCAACAUCUGAAGAGCUACAAGCAUAUGAAGAUGAGUGCGCUAUUUGUAGGGAACCAAUGGCUAAGGCUAAGAGGCUUUCUUGCAAUCAUCUUUUCCAUCUUGCAUGCUUGAGGUCAUGGUUGGAUCAAGGAUUGAGUGAAAAUUAUUCAUGUCCCACCUGCCGAAAGCCACUUUUCAUGGGCAGACCCAGACCCACAGACGAAGCAAACCCCAGUGCUGCAGAUGUUUCGAGUGAUGAGGAGCUUGCCCGUCAAAUAAGUUCUGGUUUUAAUCAGCAAAAUCCUCCUGGUCAUAUGCUGCAUACAGGAGUGUUCCCCAAUCAGACACCAAGCCCUUUAGAAAGUGGUGAUUGGAGGGGGACAGGGCUUGAUUCAAGUUGGCUGGGACUUGAUGGAGCUGGUCCAUCUACAGCUAUCAGAUCAGGUGGAUUGGGGAGAGUACAGAUGGUGAUGAGGCAUCUUGCGGCUGUAGGAGAAAACUAUGCCCAGACUGCUCUUGAAGAUGCUGCUUGGAGCCUUUGGCCUAUGAAUCCUUCUCAGGCAGGUACAUCCAGUUCAGCUUUACCUCCUCCUGGUUCUGCAAGAUACCCUGGAGCUGCCGGUGGUUUACAUAUAAGGACUACCUCAAGAGCUGCAAAUGAUAUAUCAAACAUACUUGCCAUGGCCGAAACGGUACGGGAGGUGCUGCCCCAUGUUCCCGAUGAACUAAUUUUCCAGGAUUUGCAGCGAACAAAUUCAGCUACUGUUACUGUGAAUAAUCUACUCCAAAUGUGAAUUGGUGUCACGUUUUCUUUCUUGUUAGUGGCCUUGCUUCAAGUAUUCAAGGGAGGCGAGUCCAAGCAUUUUGAGGGUUUGAAAUUUAGUGAUCUACAUUACUUGAGGUGCUAGAAUUAUCGGUGCAGCCUGAUUUCUUGCACCGUGUUGUUUCCGAUAUCCAUAAGCUCAUUUUCUGUAUAUACAAGCGGCUUACUAGUGCGAGCUGGAGAAGAAAGUGCAGAUAUAUAUAUAUAUAUAUAUAUCUUCUUAUUUUUUUGGAAUAAAUUUUGUUUAUAUGCAAAGUUCAACAAGCUGUUUUUUAUUUAUUUAUUUGAUUUUGGUACUACUUUUUGUUGCCUUUAGCCUGAAUAUAGGGUUAGAUGUAGAUGCAGCUCCACCAUAAGGUGAUACUAGGUGAGAAGUUGGGGUGACCGGAAAGCAACUGCUCGUCGGCAACCGGACCUAUGGCACUGGAGAGUUGUCAGUUUCGUACUCAUUGGGACAAUAAUAGAAUUGUGAUGGAGGAUUGAGGUCUUGAUUACACUACCUGACAAAAAAAAUUUGGUAUUGUAUCUCUAAAAUUUAUUACUUUAAUGGGUAUUUUUAUAAUUUUUAUGGGUUAUUUUAUAAUAAAAUGUUUU
Molecule: messenger RNA, 2069 nt
Organism: Ilex paraguariensis (yerba mate)
Lineage: Eukaryota; Viridiplantae; Streptophyta; Magnoliopsida; Aquifoliales; Aquifoliaceae
Source: the annotation of a GenBank genome assembly